AUGGUCGAGUUGAGUGACCGGCCUGGAGGAUCUGUUAUAUCAUCGUAUGCCGUUCAAGACCGCACACAAGUAGCCGAGGUUGACCCUUCUAUGGUCAUCGAAUACGUGGAGGAUGACUUGGCCGACUUCCAACCAUGUACAAUCUGCGGGCAAGCCGAUAACGAGGAUGUCCUUCUCUUAUGUGAUGGAUGUGAUGUGCCUUCCCAUUUAUAUUGUCUCGGGUUGGAUGAGAUCCCACCGGGGGCCUGGUACUGCCAACAAUGUGAAUCGCAACGUGCAGUGGCACCAGCGCCCGAGGUAUCGGCACGAACAACCCGAGCUGAGCAGCGAAGUCGGCGAACCCGAGCCCAACAAAGGCGUCUUCAAACUCGGAAUCAGACAAACUCGCUCCAUUGGGCACGGGUCUGGCAAACCGUUUGGGAUAACCUGAACCUUGAUCUGGACUUCCCAUUCGACGACGAUCGCUCUGCGGAGCGUGUGAUUCAACAGCGCCGUCGCGAAGAGGCCAAUCAGCGUGAAUUUCAGGCAUGGCAACGCCGAUUUGAAGUCGCCGAGCGACAGGGUGGUGGCAGUCGGUUUCGCGACGCCGCACCUUUGUUCGACAUUGAGCCUGCUCGGCCGUCCCGCCCCCGUGUUCCCAGAGUUCCGACACCUGAGCCCGAGUCCCUGGAGGAGAUGCGCGCCUGGAAUGCCUUCGAAAGAGCACGGGAAAUCGAAAACAAUCCGAAUGCCGCCAGGAAGCGCAAAGAGCCAACCAUGUCGCCGUCCCCUGAACCCGCCGAGCCCGAGCGCAAAUUAAAACGACCUCGAACAAGGAGACCGCAAGAGCUUGCUGCUCUAGCACAGCAAAAUCAAACCGGUGAAUCCUCUCGGGCUGGUGCCGCAAGCUCCAGCGCACGGCCGAACGGCGAUAAUCCCACUGGACCGAGCUUCCUUUCGUCACUAUUAAAGGAAGUUGAAGACGCACCUAGUCGCACGAAUUCAUACGGACCUUCCGCCUCAACGUCCGCCGCCCCUACCGAUCAUCCCUCACCAGGUCCUUCAUCUCCCUCUAUCUCCCCGACCUCAUCCGCGUACUCUUCUCCUCUCCUCUCAUCGGCUACACCCCCGCCUUUCCCUCGCACCUGCCCGAUAUCACCCCUUCAGCUAUCCUCCCCUGCCGAACCAUCAUCACCCCCCUUUUCCCCCGAACUCUCAUUCUCAGCUAGUCCGCCCCCAAAAGGGGCAAAAGAAGACAACACACCUCGCAGUACGGGCCGACCUCGCUCUCGGAUUCCCCAACGAGCACUCAACAUUGCACACUCCCGUUCCCCAGACUCAUCACCGACCCGACUCGGCCCAUCUCUUGCUUUGAAAGCCGACAUCCAGAAAAUGGUCGGCACCGCAUUGAAACCUCACUAUAAGAAGAAGACCAUCUCGAAAGAGCAAUACACAAACAUCAAUCGCAGCAUCUCUCGAAUGCUCUAUGAGCGCGUUGGCGAUCGCGAAACGCUCGAGUCGGAUGAACGCACGAACCUCGAAACAGAGGCAAAGCACGAAGUGCAGAAUACCGUCGACGCCCUAAAGAGGAGAACGAAAGAUAAGCAAAAACAGCGCAUGGUGGCUACCGAUACAGAUGGCGAUACUUAA
Molecule: messenger RNA, 1629 nt
Organism: Penicillium soppii
Lineage: Eukaryota; Fungi; Ascomycota; Eurotiomycetes; Eurotiales; Aspergillaceae
Product: putative PHD and RING finger domain protein
Exons: 2
Coding region: 1-1629 (542 amino acids)
Source: RefSeq, a predicted model, not a curated record